Molecule: messenger RNA, 2372 nt
Organism: Sturnus vulgaris (Common starling)
Lineage: Eukaryota; Metazoa; Chordata; Aves; Passeriformes; Sturnidae
Gene: DYRK4
Product: dual specificity tyrosine phosphorylation regulated kinase 4
Biological process (GO): peptidyl-serine phosphorylation; peptidyl-threonine phosphorylation
Cellular component (GO): nucleus; cytoplasm; cytoskeleton
Molecular function (GO): protein serine/threonine/tyrosine kinase activity; protein serine/threonine kinase activity; ATP binding
Source: RefSeq, a predicted model, not a curated record
GGCAGAUAUUUUUGCCUGUGUAUGCUCUUACUGGAAGUCAGCAGCAUUAGUCAGACUCAGACAGUGAGGAAUUUCCUUGGAGCUCCUCGGGCUUCAUUGAGGAUUAUGAUACCAUGCUAAGGAUUCAUUAAUCUGAAGAUUCUAAAGAGUUAUAAUCAGGCAGUUCUUUCAGAAAUACUUUGUGAACCCCAUCCCAGCAUAAAGGGCACUGUGCAUGGAACUGCUCCUGCUAUGCUCUGACUAGAUGAAGGUGGGCUUCCUGAAAUGCCUUCGCUGAAUGGAAUAAACUGCUCCUAUCCUGCACUUAACAGCUCUCGCAGUAAUGCUGACAGAAAUAGUUGACAAGUCUUCCCAUGUGGAUGCUUUUUCUCAGUCUCAGCUGACUGUUCAAGAGAGGGAUCAUCUGGGCUCUAACAGAGUCUUCCAUCAGAGAGUCAGUCGUGGUGUCCUUUCCCUCCCACAUCUGGAAGGUCAAGUGAAGCAUGGUCUGGCUGCAGACACUGCAAACCCUCUCCCCUUUGAGAGCAGCCUGCCUCAAAUAGCAAAUAAGAGCUUGAAGAGUGUCCUCCCCUCUCUUCAGGAAAAUGGAACUCAAGGCAAUUUCCCCCAAUUUAACCUUCCAGACAGUGUUCCUGAGAGUGAUACCAGAGUCCAUACAAAACCAUCUGAACUGGAGAGCACCAGCAUCGGGGUCAAACUGCCUAUGACAGCUUCAGAAGCCUUGAAAAAUUUUAGAAACCAGUUAACAGUCUAUGAGCAAAAAGAAAUUUUCAAUUAUACAGAGCUCUGGUUUCUUGGCCUGGAAGCUAAAAAGAUUGAAGGUUUGCCUGAAACUCAGAAUAAUAAUUGUUAUGAUGAUGAGCAUGGUUCCUACUUAAAGGUUUUGCAUGACCACAUUGCCUACCGCUAUGAAGUCUUGGAGGUCAUUGGGAAAGGGUCGUUUGGGCAGGUGGCCAAAUGCUUGGAUCACAAAACCAAUGAGUUAGUGGCAUUGAAAAUAAUAAGGAAUAAGAAAAGAUUUCACAGCCAGGCUUUGGUAGAAGUGAAGAUCCUUGACGCUCUGCUGAAGAAAGACAAAGAUGAUACUCACAAUAUCAUCCACAUGAAGGAAUAUUUCUACUUUCGCAAUCACUUCUGUAUCUCCUUUGAACUGCUGGGAAUAAAUUUGUAUGAGCUGAUCAAAAAGAACAAUUUCCAAGGCUUCAGCCUGUCUUUGAUUCGCCACUUCACUCGGUGUGUGCUGAGGUGUUUACAAGUGCUCUACCAGGAAAGAAUCAUUCACUGUGAUCUGAAGCCUGAGAACAUACUAUUAUACCACAAUGGGCAAGGCUCAGUCAAAGUUAUUGAUUUUGGAUCAAGCUGCUAUGAAGACCAAAGAGUGUACACCUAUGUUCAGAGCCGCUUUUAUCGCUCCCCUGAGGUGAUUCUUGGUCAUCCUUAUGCUAUGGCUGUUGAUAUGUGGAGCUUGGGCUGUAUCAUAGCAGAGCUUUACACAGGCUAUCCACUGUUCCCAGGGGAAAAUGAAGCUGACCAACUUGCCUGCAUCAUGGAGGUAUUGGGCCUUCCACCAGCUGAUUUUAUCCAGGCUGCAUCAAGGAGGCGAACAUUCUUUGAUUCCAAAGGUUUUCCUAAAUCCGUAACUAACAGCAAGGGGAAAAAGAGAUGCCCAGACUCCAAGGAUCUGAGCACAGUACUGAACACCCAUGAUGCUGGUUUCUUGGACUUUUUGAAAGGAUGCUUAAUGUGGGAGCCUUCCCUGCGCAUGACUCCUGAUGAAGCGAUGAAACACGCGUGGAUCCAGGAGCCAAAAAUAUUCCGGAAAACACAGGCUCCAAGGAAGAUGAGUGAUGGCUCCUUCUCUGCACUGGAAAAUAGGAGAGAGACUAUUCAGAAUCUCUGGAAAAAUGCAGCUGACAGAGUGAGAAGUGAACUGGCUGACAGGCUGACUCCCUUCACAGGCACAGCAGAAAGUGAUGUGCAGAACACAAGGAAGCAUGCUAUUCCAGAGAAAUAUUUGGAAAACCACAUGGAAAAGCCUAUUAAAUAUGAUCAGGCAGAAGACAGUGGUGAAAGAGCUCUUCCAAAAACUUCUCUUUUUUUCCCACCAAUUAAGUAACACUCAGCACAAGCUAUGAUUGGCUCAGUUGCAUACCUAGUGUAUUUUGUAGGUAUUAUUUGUACUCAGGAAUAUAAGCUAUAUCUGUCUGUUCAUGGGCUGUGCAUAUUGUAAGUAUAUUUAAUGUUCUUUUUACCCUGAAAUCAUCUAGUCAACCAAAACAGAAUUUGAAAACCAUUCCUUUUCCUCAUCUACAUCCUUGUGAUCAGAGAUUCUUCACAACCAGCAGCAAUAAAAUGGAGACUGUAGAGGUGGA